Molecule: messenger RNA, 1044 nt
Organism: Thelazia callipaeda (thelaziosis nematode)
Lineage: Eukaryota; Metazoa; Nematoda; Chromadorea; Rhabditida; Thelaziidae
Source: the annotation of a GenBank genome assembly
AUGUACAGUCAGGUGAAGUAUCACCACAGAAACGUGGAAGAAGCAUUAGAUAAAGUGGAAAAUGGAUUCAAAGUUGCUUAUAGUCAUUUUUUAAGUCUGUACGAUAGAUAUUGCCAGACAACAGUUGACAACGUAAAUGGUCGAAUCGCACAUAUGCUGGAAAAAAUAUUCACAUUUGGAAUUGGGAUUAUCUUCAUCUGCAUACAACUUAACUUAACAUUAAUGAUUGCAAUUAUUACGAUGAUUUUCAGUCUGAUAAUCACUGGAAAAGGAGCACUAGAACAAGCUUCCACAUCAGCAACGAAUGCGCAAGCAACUGCUCGAAAAAUGGUAUCCGAUUUGUCUGGAAAAGUGCAGUAUGUCUCACGAGUUUCAACAGAAAAAGUUGAACAGCAAGCGAAUCGUCUGCUAGAUCAAGCAAAUAAGGUAGCUCACUCAGCUCUAGGUGUGGCACUGGAAACGGAAGAUAAUGAUAAAACACUAUGGAGUCGUUUUCACGAUCUUGGCAGCCGUAUUUUAGAAACUUCUAAGAAUCGAGCUGAGAGCGAUAUACUUCAUCGGUCUAAAUGUGAAGCAUAUAAGGUCAUGGAAUCGUUGUGUAAUUCACUUUCUCUGACUGACAAAGUCCGUAAAAACAGAACUUGGGUUGCUGGAAAGGUUGGAGAAUUUCGAACAUCAUUAGAUGAUCUGAAAGACUUGCUGGAAAAGGAAGCAAAAGUAUUGAAAAAGAAUCCAGAGGAAAUCCUGAUGAAUUAUUUGCAAAGAAAUAUAUGGAUGUUGCCUGAUAGACUUCAUAUAUUAGCAGAGACAGGUAGUAAGGUAUUGAAUGAGCAGUCUACGAACAGACUUCGCUCUCUAAUCUCAUAUAUUGAAAAACUGAACAAGAAACUUGCACAAGUUGAUAAUGUGCUUGAAUUGAAGGAUGAAGUCCUCAAUGAAGCAUAUGAUCGUCUCACGGAUUUAUUGCAGUGGUUCGUAGAUCAUUCAGACUGUAGCGAUUAUACCGAGAAUUUAAAAUCAUUUAGUAAUGAUCAUACUGACUAA